AGCGCGGUUGUAGUCGAAAUGCAACUCCAACAGCCCCACUCAGCUCGACUCAGCCCAACUCAGCCGCAUUGGUAGUGGAAAAGCGGCAUUAUUCUUCAAAAUUUGAAUGAGAAAUUCCAAGGUGGACAGGAUUGUAUUCUGGAGCCGCUGUGUUUUCCUGAGCAGCUGACAGCUUGUAUUAGCGUCUCCCCUAUGGAUGACGGUUCCCCCGUGUGCUGUGUCCUGUGCUCAUACACGGCUCUUCUCUCGGAGAAAAACCAGCUCCUCAAGCACCUGUUGCUGGAGCACAAGCUGGUCAUCGCUGACAUCAAACUCGUCGCUGAUUUCCCGAAGUACAUGCUUUAUUGGAAGAAAAGGUUGACGGAGCAGCCCAUCACAGACUUCUGCAGCGUCAUCAAGACCAACUCUGAGGGACCUGCCGAGCUGCAGGAGUACUACUUCCUCCUGUGUGACGUUCUUCCAGAGGACCGCAUCCUUCGAGAGGAGCUCCAGCAGAAACGACUGGAGGAGGUUCUUGAACAGCAGCAGAAGGAAAGAGACGAUACCAGUUUUCAACGGAGCUGCAUGUUCUGCAAUGAAGAAUUUACCGGAAAUAGGUCUCUGCUGCUCAAUCACAUGGCCAGAGAGCACGCGUUCAGCAUCGGCCUGCCCGACAACAUCGUCUACUGCACGCAGUUCCUCGAUACGCUGGAAAGGAAACUGGACAAUAUGCAGUGUCUGUACUGUGAGAAGAUCUUUCGAGAUAAGACGACUUUGAAAGAUCACAUGAGAAAGAAGCAACACAGACGCAUCAACGCCAGCAAUCACGACUACGAUCGCUUCUAUGUCAUCAAUUACCUGGAGCUGGGGAAGACCUGGGAGGAGGUGCAGUCUGAGGAUGACCGGGAGCUGCUCGAGGAUGAAGAGGACGACUGGUCCGAUUGGCAGGCUCACCCAGUGUGUGCUGUUUGUCUGUUCUGUGAGCGGCAGGAGGAAACGAUGGACAAGAUCUACACCCACAUGCAGGAUGCUCAUCAAUUUGACCUCCAUAAAUUAAAAACAGAUCUCAACUUGAAAUUUUACCAGCAAGUCAAACUCGUGAACUACAUCCGCCGUGAGCUCCACCAGUGCCGCUGUCAUGGCUGCCAGAGGAAGUUCGGAACCAAAGAGGAAGUGGUGCAGCACCUGAAGGAGGCCGGUCAUGUGAUGCAGCUUCCAGACAGCUCACCCUGGGACCAACCACAGUACUAUUUCCCAACAUAUGAGAACGAUGCUCUUCUCACAGCUCUGUCCGACAGCGAGAGUGAGUGUGAAGGAGCUGAACAGAACUCGGACGUCCCUGUGUUCGCCGAGGACAUCUCCAACCUGAAGGCCUUGAAGCAGAACAGUGUGCUGAACAAACUCCUGAAGAACUUUUAGGAGGCAUCGCCAACUACAAUCAACCCCAACACACACAGACUUCACUGUUGUUUUGCCCUGGAAAUGCUCACUGUCGUGAGCACGGUGCCUCCUUCACAGCGGCAAAUGUCUGCACAAGAACAUUUCUGCUGCUGUACAGUAAACUCCGCAUAAGAGAGUGGUGUUUAUAUAAUGAGCAGGUUUUUCGUAAAACACAGUUCGCUGUGGUGUUCUCAGAAUGCAUCACAGAAAUUCAUGAUAAUAUAGUUUCUCAUACACACUCGAGUGAUUCCAAAAGAAACACUCAUUUUUAUAUCACUUCAAUGCGUCAGAGUUGAAUAGUUUUCAUGAAGAAACUUAAUUUAUCCUGUGUACUGUAUGUUUUUGUUCACGUGACUGACUCACUGCCUGAAGUUUGGAUCUCAGUAUUCAGUUAUUACAUUUAUAUCAAAGAUGAAAGUCAUUUCAUAAUUGUCGCAAGUGUAAAUAAAGCUAAUCGAACAGAACUUGAAGUGUGUUCUACAUUUCUCAUGCACAUUAUUACUGUAUUACUGCAAAUCCCAAAUUUACAUUCGGCCCUCACGUUUUGUUUUUAAGGUAUACUGAGGUAGUUUGGCGAAGUACUCUUAUAUUAGUUUACACUACCGUUCAAAAGUUUGGGGUCACUUUGAAAUGUCCUUAUUUUUGAAAGAA
Messenger RNA from Neoarius graeffei (lesser salmon catfish), 2070 nucleotides. It is a transcript of the gene znf277, whose product is annotated as zinc finger protein 277. The record is from RefSeq and is a predicted model, not a curated record. The transcript has 12 exons. NCBI's taxonomy places the organism in Eukaryota, Metazoa, Chordata, Actinopteri, Siluriformes, Ariidae. The coding region runs from base 193 to 1398 and encodes 401 amino acids.